AUGUUCAGCCCCGACGGGGCGCUGCCGGCCGCCCCCUUCGGCCUCCUGCCCGACGCCGCGCCGCCCUUUCCCCGCGGCGGCUUCGACGGGGCGGCCGCCCAGCCGCUCUUUUUCCCGUUCUCCGCCGAGCCCGAGCCCCCCCGGGAGCCGCCGCCCCGCGCCUGGCUGCCCGCGCCGCCCGCCCCGCCCUGGUCCGCCCCGGCCGCCCCCGCCGCUCCGACUUUCCCCGCCGCCGCCUUCCCCGGGGCCCCGCUGUGCCCCGCCGCGCCGCCCCCGGGCCCGGGCGGGCACCCGGCGCUGGGCAGCAGCGGCAGCUCCAGCGGCGCCGCGAGCGAGGGCGGACAGUCCAGCGACAGCGGUGACGAGGAUGCGCCAACCUCGGAGGAGCUGGAGCAGUUCGCCAAGGACCUCAAGCACAAGCGCAUCAUGCUGGGCUUCACCCAGGCUGACGUGGGGCUGGCCCUGGGCACCCUCUACGGGAAGAUGUUCAGCCAGACAACCAUCUGCCGCUUCGAAGCGCUCCAGCUCAGCUUCAAGAACAUGUGCAAACUGAAGCCACUGCUGCAGCGUUGGCUCAACGAGGCAGAGAACACAGACAACAUGCAAGAGAUGUGCAAUGCAGAGCAAGUGUUGGCUCAAGCCCGGAAGAGAAAACGUAGGACCAGCAUCGAGACCAAUGUGAAGGGGACACUGGAAAACUUCUUCCGCAAAUGCGUGAAGCCCAGUCCUCAGGAGAUCUCCCAGAUCGCAGAGGACCUCAAUCUGGACAAAGAUGUGGUCCGGGUCUGGUUCUGCAACCGGCGUCAGAAAGGCAAGCGGCUGCUGCUGCCCUUCGGCAACGAGGCGGAGGGGGUGAUGUAUGACAUGAACCAGUCCCUGGUGCCCUCUGGCCUGCCUGUCCCAGUGACAUCUCAGGGCUACACCCUGGCACCGUCCCCUCCUGUCUACAUGCCACCCUUCCACAAAGCCGAGAUGUUCCCUCAAGCGCUGCAGCCUGGGCUCUCCAUGAGCAACAACAACCAAUGA
Molecule: messenger RNA, 1026 nt
Organism: Cuculus canorus (common cuckoo)
Lineage: Eukaryota; Metazoa; Chordata; Aves; Cuculiformes; Cuculidae
Product: POU domain, class 5, transcription factor 3
Exons: 5
Coding region: 1-1026 (341 amino acids)
Biological process (GO): regulation of transcription by RNA polymerase II
Molecular function (GO): DNA-binding transcription factor activity, RNA polymerase II-specific; RNA polymerase II cis-regulatory region sequence-specific DNA binding
Source: RefSeq, a predicted model, not a curated record